CCGCCAGGCAGGCAGGCAGGCAACUCUCUCUCACUCUGUACAGGCGCAGUGUGUGAAGUGUGUGCUGCUCCGCUGGCCUCCCUCCGCACUGAAUGGACUAGAUUCCCAGCCACGUAAGAACACAGCGGCAGCACGGGAGAGAGGAUGUCCUGCUGAACCAAGGGAUAGGCCUGGGAAAGUCGGCCGGCCGUCCCUUCCUUCCUCACAGCAAGCUUACAGCAGCAGACAUACAGCACAGACGACACUUUUCUUCCACAGGACUAGACCCAGAGAAACAGGGGACGUCGACUCCCGCACACAAAGAGCUACAGUUUUUUUCCGGAUGGGGUUUGCUCCUUCUGUGAUAGGUGACAAUUGCCGUGCAUGGAUAUGAUCCUGGGGAACAAGGCCGUGCACUGACUUGGUACUAGUUAGCAAAGGAAGCUAACCAGUUAGCUCUGCACCUGCUAGCCAUCAUUUGACUGUCAAAUUUCGGCUAAAUACAGCACCUAUAUAGCUUGCAUUGUAUUUUUGCUUGUGCAUUUUUUCCCGUGCCUCAAAGCUGUAUCCAACACAUUGUUUCCGUUUUAUGAAACGUGCCAUACCAUUAACCGGCAAGAUAAGCUAGCAAACAAGCUGCGGGGUAACUCAGCACCCUUCAUUCAUUGUAAAAGCUGACUUUGGUAGCCUUUGUUGCAGUCUCGUCGUGCCUGCUAGCACUGCUAACGUUAAUGAAAUUGCAGCAGAUUUGUUCAAAGGGUUUACAGUCGAUUUGGUGCAGAUAUUCUGUCAUUUUAGCCUGGCCUUAUCUCUUGAAUGGAAAACAAAGGAGGACAAAUGAACAGUUGAACUCUGCAAAAAAAAUAUACUGACCUCUUUUUUGUUGUGCGAAAACCAAUCGGCUUCUCCUGUUGCUAGUCUGCAACGUUCCCUAACAACAAGGAGCAAUUACAUUUGAAACUGUAUUCAAGAUUUCCUGAAGUACCUCCCGAUUUGUGUUAUUGCACUGAGUUUACAGCAAAGUGGUGCCCUACUCGAAGAGGAGAAGAACAAGGAGGAAGGCCCCCGGAUCUGUGGAGGUAUCACACUUAUUCCUCAUGAACAUACAGAGGUCAAAUCCAAUUAACAUUUCACGUUAUGGGAGAUCGCGGCAUAAAUCGCAUGAUUUCGAAGAUUUGACUUGUUUAAGGACUACAGAGUCGCACCAGAGUUUCAGUCCUAACCUCGGGUCCCCCAGCCCGCCGGAGACCCCGGACUCCUCGCACUGUAUCUCCCGCAUCGGGGACUACCUUUUGUUGGAGCCACUGGAGGGAGACCACGUUUUCAGAGCCGCCCACCUGCACAGCGGGGAAGAGCUCGUAUGUAAGGUUUUUGACAUUGGCCGAUACCAGGAGUCGCUGGCGGCCUACUUUGCUCUGGGCCAGCACCAGCACAUUAACCAAAUCCUGGAGAUCUUGCUCGGGGAGACUCGAGCCUAUGUGUUCUUCGAGAGAAGCUAUGGCGACAUGCACUCUUUCGUCCGCACCUGCAAGAAGUUGCGGGAGGACGAAGCUGCCAGACUGUUCUAUCAGAUAGCCUCGGCUGUGGCACAUUGCCACGACAACGGACUGGUCCUCCGCGACCUCAAACUGAGGAAGUUUGUCUUCAAGAAUGAGGACAGAAGCCUCGUGAAGCUGGAGAGCCUUGAGGACACUUAUAUCCUGGACGGUCAUGAUGACUCCCUGUCAGACAAACAUGGCUGCCCUGCCUAUGUCAGUCCCGAGAUCCUCAACGCCAACGGCAGCUAUUCGGGAAAGGCAGCUGACGUCUGGAGCCUGGGCGUAAUGCUUUACACCAUCCUUGUGGGGCGCUACCCUUUCCACGACGUUGAGCCCGGCUCUCUGUUCAGCAAAAUCCGCAGGGGCCACUUCAACAUCCCUGAAACGCUCACACCCAAGGCCAAGUGUCUGAUCCGCUCCAUCCUCCGCCGGGAACCCGCAGAGCGCCUCACCUCUCGGGAGAUCUUGGAGCACCCUUGGUUCACCUCCUCCGGAGCACUAGGGGGCCCCGCAGUGCCCGGCAGAGGGGAGCGCGAGCAGGAGCAGAUGGUGCCUGAGGUGAACAUGGAACAGGAGCUGGAGCAGUUCUUCAGCUGAGCGACAAACACCAAGCACAAAUGGGACGACUCCGCCACGGCCGGCUCGCCACGCUCACAGCAGAGCAAAAAAAAAACGUAGUUUAGAGAUUAAUAGAUGAACAUUUGUCACUCGUAAUAAAGGUGUUUCCAUCCUGUUUCCCUUUUUCCACCAUUUCAUGGAAAACCUUGAGCCUGGCAUGACAAAUGGCAUCUAUACGUCACCUGGCGAUGCACCUCCCGCUCGGGGCAAACAAUGUAGCAAAAGUUCUUCUUUUUUUUUUGGAUCUGUUUGGUUUAAUGUGGUGCUCAUAAAAGUAGACACAUUCACCAUUUUUGACACUAUGGAAAGCAUGAAGGGACACAGGAGACCAAGGAGAACAAUUCAAAAUGAACUGACAGAGUGCAACACCACACUUUUUCAUACAAAUUCUGCUUGGUUUUUCGUCAUAGCUUCAGGUGGUACCAAUUUAAACCAAAGGCCCAGGGUCAGUAAUCAUAAAUCCAACGUGUUGUUAAACAAAUUAUGACCCGGGACCGAUGGAUGGAAAAAUUGAGCAUCUUAAGCUUUUUCUUAUCAACAACACGUUUGACGUCGUCUUUGUUUCAUGCUUAAGUUUUUGUUUUGUCAUCUCAUUUUUCUCGCAUUUUUAUUAUCGAUUAUUCUAACAUCACUAAACUCCUUGAAGGCCUUGUUUUCAGUCAUUUGUAUGUUUUCUGCUUCCUCAGUCUCUUAUGCCUUUACCACGCUUCAUUCACCACCACAUUUCUUUUAUUUUCCUUUACAUUUAUUUGUGUUAAAGCUAUUCCACUCUGUCACUCCCUUAACUUCAAUCUUAAAACUGUUUUGUCUCGGUGAGCCUCCAAACACGGCAUCGUGCAUUUGAAUGGACGACUCUUCAAAAUUAGCUUCCUCUUAUUUAAAUCCAUUCUUCAGUUGUAGGAACGAGAACGUAACAUUUAUUUAAAUUGUAACAGCUAUAUAUAUAUAUAUAUAUAUUAUAUAUAAAUAAAUAUAAAUAUAUAUAUUUAAAAGUACAUUGCAGGGUUUUUCUUUAUUCAGAGAUUCCUUUUUCAUGUAUGAUGUAGGCAAUAUCUCGACACAGGACAGGAGAGGGAAAUGUCUGUCCGAAGUUUUUGGAAUACACGAUUUCUUCUGUGCCAGUAUUCCGCUGCCCCCGACAAGCCCAUGCCACCCGAUCUCUCUAAUUUCUUUAUUAAAACUUGACACGAGAUAUUCGGUGAUAGUAAUGCUAUGACGUGUUCACUACCAGGACCCCAUGUUAGUUUUAUACUGCCUGCGUAGGUUCUGUGAAAUGCUCAUGCUCGGAAUGAGUACUAGUGGACAUGUUUUGUCGUAUCUCAAUGUUACUUGAAUUUGUGUUUUUAUCUAGUCUUUGGCAUGUGCCCCCAUGAAUGCUAUAGCCUGCCUAGCAGGGGGGGAAGGGGUGGGGGGAGGAGGGUGUUCGUUUUUUAAGAAAAGUUAAAAACAUGAAAAUUCUCAAUUUGCUACUUUUCUGAGUUUGCUUUUCAAUAAAAAAGGAAAACCUUUUUGCUUUUCAUUGUUUUUCUAGACUGAGCUACCUUUUUAUUUAAGUUGGUGCUAAUGUUAGUCCGUUUUGUUUCACGGAGGGGGGUGGUGCAUGGUGGGAUAUCUGCCUCAGAUGUUCUGAUUGUAUCGUAACAGAUUCUGGUGUUUUGUCCAAAAUUAUUCAGUAAAUAAAUCGUGAACUGCUA
Trematomus bernacchii (emerald rockcod) is the source of this 3829-nucleotide messenger RNA. RefSeq names its product tribbles pseudokinase 2 (gene trib2). The transcript has 3 exons. The record is from RefSeq and is a predicted model, not a curated record. Gene Ontology annotation, cellular component: nucleus. Bases 1077 to 2114 code for a protein of 345 amino acids. Lineage: Eukaryota; Metazoa; Chordata; Actinopteri; Perciformes; Nototheniidae. Gene Ontology annotation, molecular function: protein kinase activity; ATP binding; mitogen-activated protein kinase kinase binding. Gene Ontology annotation, biological process: protein phosphorylation; regulation of MAP kinase activity; positive regulation of proteasomal ubiquitin-dependent protein catabolic process.